AUGAUCCUGAAGGAGGGGAAUCUUAGCCCUGCCGCCUGCCCCGAACCCCGCCGCGGUACCCGCGUUGGCUCGGAGCCUGUCAGGCAGCACGUACGGGAGAGCCGUCUCUCUGCUCCUGUGCCUAGAAGCCACACGCAGCCGGAAAGUCGCCUGACACUUCGGUGCCACCCUACAACUUCAAGCUCCUCCGACGCGUCCCGCCGGCCGGCGCCGCUGCGCCCCUCCUGCCGCCCGGGCACUCACCCGCCACCCGCCCGCUUAAAGGGGCGAAGAGCCCUUCCCAGGCGCUGCGCUUCUCCUAAACCGCGCUUCCAGAGUAAAGGCCCCGGUUUGUGGCCGCCUGUUCCCCUCGCCCCGCCCCGACCGCGUUUCCCGCGGGCGCCGCUUCGGCCCCGGCGUUUCCCGCGGCGAUUACGGAGUCCCGGCUCGGGAGCGGGAGAUUCUCCCGGCAUCCCCCCGGAGGAGCCUAACACCCUCCUCCGCACUCCGGCGGGACUCGCAGGGAAGAGCCGCAGCGGAGUGCCGCCGCCGCCGCAGCGCUCGUCGGUGCACAGCGGCCUCUCGCCGCCCUGCGCCAUCUUGCACACUCGCUGGGGGGGCCGCCUUCCCCCGCCCUCUCCAAGAUGGCGCCGGCCGGGUGAGUGA
Calypte anna (Anna's hummingbird) is the source of this 645-nucleotide messenger RNA. Its product is annotated as formin-like protein 5. Lineage: Eukaryota; Metazoa; Chordata; Aves; Apodiformes; Trochilidae. Bases 1 to 645 code for a protein of 214 amino acids. The transcript has 2 exons. The record is from RefSeq and is a predicted model, not a curated record.